Molecule: messenger RNA, 5325 nt
Organism: Stylonychia lemnae
Lineage: Eukaryota; Ciliophora; Spirotrichea; Sporadotrichida; Oxytrichidae
Source: the annotation of a GenBank genome assembly
AUGUCUGCAACAACAUCUGGAACUGCAUCGUAAUCACCAGGCUCAGCCCCAAGAAGGAAGAAGAAGGGAUCCAUGUAUUCUCUUGCCUCCUCAGCUAGGAGAGCUAGACCUAUGAUGAAGGAGGAAUUAAUUGGAAAGAAAAUCAAUGAUUUGUUUAAAGAAAAAGAAAUGAAGAUGAUAAGAGGAAUAGAAACAGCUAUCUUUGAAGACAAUCAUAGAAUCUACACAGAAAAGAGAUCCUAAUAUGCUGCUUAACUAGAUGAGUUAGAAAAAGAGAGAGGCAGAAUAACAAGAAGAAAGAAGAAUAAAAAGGACAAGCUCAAAUAGCUGCGGCAAAACAUAAAAUUGAAAAUGCAAUAUAUUACAAAAGCUCUUAAUGAGACUGUCAAAUAUUAUAAAUCGCUUUAUUAUGAGAAUGAUUACUACAGAUAGAAGAGAGUAAUGGAACUUGAUGAAGUAGUUGAAAUGGAUGAAGAGCAGAAGAAAGAGAAUAAGUUGAAGCAAAUGAAUGAUUUCUUCUAAUCUCCUUUUAAAGAUGACAAAAGGUUUGCAAUUACUUACAUAUCUCAAUUAACCAGAGAUAAAUUGUAUGGUCAUUUUAUCUAUUUAACAUUAUUUAGACAAGAGUCAGACACAAUUGUCAAUUAAAUAUUCUUUGAUAAAAUAUUCAAUCUACUGCUUGAGACAGAUGAUGAGAGAAAUAAGUUAAAGUCCUUUGAAAUACUUUGCAAUUUGAUCCAUUCUGAUAUAUAGAGAAAAAAAUUAGCCGAGCAAAACUACUUUCAGAGAGUAUAUGAUGGUUUUAAUUAGCCUAAACUUGAUAAUAGAACAAUGGAAAAGCUAUCGUGGAUGACUACACUUAUUUGCUUCUAUCCAGAUAUGAUUGAUCAAAUCAUAAAGUUAAAUCUUCUAGAAUUUAUAAUCAAAAUUUCAGGUUACUAAUACCAAUCAAAUAUUAGGUCAAACGCAGUGUUAGCUUUAAGUCUACUUACUUAUCAUGAGAAAAUGUUUGAUGAGCUUAUUUCAAGAGGAGUUAUUGAUUUAGUAAUGGAUUUAUGCAAGGAUAGUAAUGGUGAUAUCCAAGUAAAAUAAUUCAGUACUCUAGCUUUGGUUCACUUCGCUCUUAAUAAGCAAUCAAUAAGCAUACUAAUAGACAAAGGUGUAAUGGAUUUAUUCAAUAGUUUCGCCUCGAUUGAUAACGGAAUAAUUUAAACAAACGUUUCUUGGAUUUUCUUGGCAUUGUGUAACAAUGGAAUCACUGGCAAGACAAUGCUUGAGAAUGGAAUUACAAGAGAUAUGUUUUUGGUAUCAUGCAACCCAUAGUUCAACUAAAUCAGGCAUUUGGUUAUAGCUGGUUUUGCUGAACUUGGAAGAUGUACAGAGCUGAAGGAUGUCGAUGAAAGAUUACUAAGUGCAGAAAUGCAAAAAAUUAAGGAAACAGCUAUUGUUGGAAUGCAUAGAAAUUUCAAAGAGAACCUUACAAAGUAAUAUCAUAUUGGGCAUUAAAGGACUAUAUCUUACUAAAUCAUGAGAAUCUCAUAAAAGAUCUUAAUGGUGUCAUUCAGACAUUCAUCAAUGGUUGUAUUUAUCCUCAAGAAGAUGUUAAUUGAUUAAUCAAACUUCAUUCUUGAUGCACUUAUGCAUCUAACAGGCUCAACCUCAAAAUUCAUAAGAACCCGAGCCUUUUCAACUUUAAGUACUUUAUCAACUUAUGCGUCUUCAAGCCAAAACAUCAUGGACUAGAUCUCGAGAGAUAUCAAGCUGCCAAGCAAUAAAACGAGCAAAAUGUAUUACGAUUUUAUUUCAGCUAGACUUAAAAAUAACCUUUAAUAAUUCGAUGGGCUAUAUAAAACUCAUGAAAUUGAAUCUAAAUAUGCAGGGUUAUAUUGCCUACUUAGAAUAGCAAAAGAUCCAAAGGAAGAAGUUAUAAAUGAAGCAGCUGAUUAACUUUACUAAUUCAUAUUCUCUGGUAAAGUAGCACAGAAGGAUGGUUUGAAUGAAGCCUUUUUUAUUUAUGUAUUCCAUGCACUUAAGUUCUCAAAAGAUCAUAUAAUUUUACUAAAGAUUUUGAAAGUUAUCAAAUUCUAUAUCAAGCAUAACUCUCCUAUGUAAAAGGAAGUAAUUAAUCCUGAUACGAUUUUAUGGCUUUUAGAAAUCUUAGAACAGCAUAAAUCAAAGAAACUUCUUGGAUGUAAAGCCUCAAGAACAUUAUUGUAGAUCGUUAGUGAGCAUCAAAUCGUAUUUGAUUAUUAAGAAGUAGCGAUCAUUAAGAAAUUCAAUUUGGCAUUGUAAAACUUGGAUGUCUUUGAUUCUUAGUAAGAUCAAGAAGAAAAUUAAGAAAUAUUAACCUAGAUAAUGUCUUCUCAAAAUGUUUAGAACACUUAACAGACUUAGAAUGAAGGUAAAACUUCCUAAUAAAAAAUAGAAGAACCGUAGUCUUCUAUUGAGGAACCUCUAAAUCCCUAUGAAAUGAAUGAAUAGUAGCUCUAGUUGAUUUUAGAUAAUGAUGGAGAGGUGAAAUCAAGAAAGAGUCAUUAAAUAAUAAUCCAAAAUGAGGACUUGAAAAUAGAAACUAAUUCAAAUAUGACAAAAUCUUUCAAUUAAGAUGAUUAGAAGUCAAAUUAAGACAAAAUGAGCUAAAAAUCUGCUUAAAAUUUGGUAGAAAUUGAUCGAGCUAGUUCUAAAUCUUAAUCUAUGAGCUAACAGUAGAAUAAACAUGAUUUAGGAUAGGUCCUAAGUGAAAAAUCAAUUUUAUCAAUGCAAUAGCAAUAAAAUGUAAAUGGGAAUGAUCGACUAUCAAACAAAAAAUCUGUGGAUGCUUAAAAUUAGCAAGAAGUUUAAUCUUAAUUGCAAAAGCUCAAUGAAAUGACUUAAAAUUCUAAAAAUGCAACUCAAGAUUUAGAGCAAAAUAAAUCAUUUGUUAGUGCCAAUCAAUCAAUGUCAUAAGAGUCAAAUAUCAACAACGACUCGGCAUUUUUAAAAGCACAGCAAAAACUAAAGGAGAAUCAAAAGAAUGUUUCAAAGAUGCAGACUCUUAGAGACUCUCUGAUAUAAUCCAAAAAAACAGUAACAAAGGGUAAAAAACCAAGAAUGAGUAUCCUAUAAGGGAACUUAAACUUUAGCGUUGACUCUAAUGGCCAGCCUAAGAAUAUUGAACAAAAUGAUAACAUCUAUGGUGAGGACGAAGAUACUGAGUCAGAUGAAUCAUUUUUAUCCACCUAAGAUGAUGCUGUGCUAGAUCAGUAUCUAAGAGAUUCUUUAAUAAAAUCCUUUAUGGAAAGGAUGCUUUCAAAAGAGGUAAUUUUAGGAAUCACUCACCUGCUUGAACUUUCAGAUGAGUAAGAUAUUAUCAAGAAUACUGUCAAAGCCUGUACUUAUCUUAGUAUGAACUACGAGUUUGUAAGUUCAAAGCUUAGUCUUGAUGUGCUUAAAAAUUUGAUGCCACUAUUAACUAUUUUCUAAGGUGAUGACAAACUGCAUCUUAUUUACUCAAUUUCAAAUAUUCUGAAAGGAGAUAAUGACAACAAAAUGUUCUUUUUUGAAAAGGAUGGGAGCAGCAUGUUUCUUAGAUUAAUACUUGAUACUCAAGAUGAGAAACUCAUUGAAAUAUGCACAUCAAGUUUAAAAGAGUUGGGUUCAUUUAAAAAGACUAUAUAAGGUAUCAUAAUAAAAGAUGAAGAACUAAUUAAAAGGGUAUUCGCGAAAUGCCUUGAGAUAACUGAUUAAUGGAAAGAAAACUAAAUUGUCCACAGAAAAUAGAUAAAAGAGUCCAGGAAAAAUCUUGAUGAUGACCCUUAUCAAUAAAGUGACAACAUUUUUUCUGAAGGUGCCUUAAAUUCCUAAAAUAGUGGAAGAGGAAAUAUGAAUGAUAGGGGCUUCAAAGAUCAUAAUCUAAUGCAAAAGCUUAUCAAGAAUGAUGGAGAUGAGAAAAAAUCUUCUCUUUUCGCAUCAUCCUGUGCUCAAAUCCGUAAUUCAAUUUACUAUGCCAUAGCGAAAUCAAUUAAGAGAGGACUGUCUGUUGCAUAUCUGAGAGAUUAGUGCCAUUUAUUGGAUAGAAUUAUCAAUGAUCUGCAUGAUUAUGAGGAAAAUUGGUUUAUUUUUGAAAAUGUGCUUUUGGCCUUAAAUGCUUUUGAAAUUGAACCAACUAUCAUAUACGAAUUAUUAAACUCUAAAUACGAGAUGAUUUUCUAACUUAUAUAAACUUAUCCUAUAAAAGAUAACAGAAUAUCGCUUUUGAAAGUUAUCAUUAAUUUGAUUUUGAGAUCAAUGGAGAUCCUAAGCAAAAAUGUCAAUCUUUUCAAAUAGCUAUUUGAAUUGAUAUCUUAUCAAAAGGAUCUUGAAGUUUAAGAGAAUGUAAUAUGGCUUGUGAGUGCAAUGAUUGAUCAAUCCUCCAGCCAGAACAUAAUUAGAAAUGUACUGCAAACUUUGAAAACCUUGACAACCAUGACAAAGAUCAAUGAAUUCCUUGACUAGUUUAAGAGUCUAGAUUUGUUCUCAAGACUUCAACUAAUCACAUAGGCUCCAUAUUUGGUUAACUAGGGCUUCUUGCACAUAAUGAUUAAUGAAAUAAACAAUAAUAACUAUUUGAUAGACAAUCAAUAUCAUGGACAGGACUUACUAGAUAUUGAUGAGGAUUUCUAAGAUCUAUCGUACGGGAAAAUGCCUAAUGAAAAACUCCUCAAGAUAGCUGAAUAGCUCAAUUUGAAAAACUUAACAUAAGGAGGACUAAUUAACUUGGAUGAUGACUUUUUCGAGGAUAUUGAUAAGAUAAACAAUAGCAAUCAAUUAAUAGAAGAAAUAAUAGGCACAAUAGCAAAUAUUUCUGCGUUUAAUGAUUCUCACAGCUAAUUGAUUGAUCUAGGAUUGCUUGAUAAAUUCAAAAAUAUCCUGGGUUUAUUCUGUCCUUUCCAAUACUAAUUAGGAUACAGAGUACAAUAGAACCAGGAAUAAGUAGAACUUACUGCAAUGAGUCUAGGAAACAUUAAGAUUCUUAAAUCAAUCUCAUAGACUAUUUACAAUCUCACGCUGAACACUGAGUUCUAGGAGACAUUGGUUAAAAAGGAUAUUGUAUUGAUCAUGAGACAUGAGGGUUGUAUAAAUGACUAUGAUUUACUGACAAACUUAUACAUGAGUUUUGGAAAUUUAAUUCUAAGCAAAAGUGAUCAUAUUAAGAAGAGAGCAGUGGAAUUAGGAUGUCUUGAGCAUCUUAUGGAUGUAAAUGAAAGUACAUAAUACUUGAGAAUUAGAAGAAUAUGCAAUCAAAUACUUCAGAAAACAGAUGCACAAUUAUUCGAAUAUAAUGACUAGAUUAAGAGUAACUAUUGA